This is a messenger RNA of Trichoderma harzianum CBS 226.95, 3468 nucleotides long. RefSeq lists its product as hypothetical. Bases 1 to 3468 code for a protein of 1155 amino acids. NCBI's taxonomy places the organism in Eukaryota, Fungi, Ascomycota, Sordariomycetes, Hypocreales, Hypocreaceae. The transcript has 4 exons. Gene Ontology annotation, cellular component: membrane. Gene Ontology annotation, molecular function: protein binding. The record is from RefSeq and is a predicted model, not a curated record.
AUGCACGGCUCCCGCCGCGCUGCGAGUCUGCAGCCCAGCGAUUACGAUCACGAAAUCACAAUUACGGAUGACGAAGAGGCUCCGUCGCUGCAGGCCACAAACUCUGAGGGCGGAGGCCUUUUCCUUACAAACACCUCGACGCGCUUGCUUUCAGAUCGGGGGGCAGAGACGGAGGAAGAACAGGGGCAGUCGUCAGAACAAGGCGAAAGGGCGCAAGGAGAUCCGAGUCAUCUGCAGCCGAUUGCAUCCAAGGGCAAAGAUGGCAGAGCUUCAAUAUACAAAUCAAACACAUUAGAGACUGCCAAAAGCCUUGAGCCCCCGCGUUCGAGUACAAGACCAUCCAUUGAGAUUCAUCGUAAACCAAGGUCGAGAGAACAACGAGAGACGGCCAUAGACAUUCUCUAUGAGAAUGAAAGAGGAGGGUUUUUCUGUGGCGUUGGCCUCUUUGCCAGCGCAGCUCUCGGUGGACUUGAUCCCACCCCCUGGACCAAUGCAUACCACAACCCAUCCCCCACAAACAUUCAUACUGCGCAGGUUCCCGAUCCUUCAUGGGAGUGGGCAUGGCCUGAAUGGCGCGUCAACAAGCAAGAUGAUAUGGAUGAAGACGGCUGGGAAUAUUCUUUUGCCUUUCAGAAAUGCUUUUCAUGGCAUGGACCUAAGUGGUGGAACUCGUUUGUCAGGAGGCGUGCCUGGAUCCGUCAGAGGGCCAGGAAGCGACCAGAAGAUGGUUCAACCGAAAAUAUGCUUGCUGGAGUCGACUAUUUCCACAUCCGCCCAGCAUCCGUUAUCAGUCCACGAUCCCAGAGCAGUCGAGCCAGCAGCAGGGCUCCAAGCAGAGCCCCAAGCAGGAUUAGUAUGACACAGGCAUCGACUGCAGAGGAGCGGGAGCGACCAGAUAUCGAGGAUAUAGAAACCCUUCUUCAGGUUCUCCGCUCUGCCAGGAUUGAUCGAGAGAGGAAAGAAGCCGUCGAGAACUAUAUCGCACAUGCAAUCGAUCUCUCAGAGCUACAGAAUGAGAUGCAUGAAAUCAUGUCUCUGUUCAUAUUUCAGCAAUCGCGCAGGCAGUUGGUAUCGUACUUGAUGCAGAUACACGAAGAGACUGAAAAGGCGUGGGAAGGGGACAAGAGUCUGGAGUUGAAGCACCGCAAAGAGGCCCUCGACGCGGCUGCAAAGCAUGCUGAAGAAGAGGUUUGCAAGCUGGCUUACUGGAGCGAUGUGAAGCAGAUGGCUGAGAGCGGAGAGCUGCGAGAUGUGAUUGGUUCUGGCAAAGAACUGGGAGCAGAUCCCUGGCAAGGUCUGGACAAGACCUCGCCCGUAAACCCCCCACGCCUAAACAAUGCUCGGAAUCGCAUGUUCAGACAAGCCUUUCAAGAUAAUAGCGAGGCGAGGAGGGAAGACGUAGAGCGGAAGCUCACUUCGCCAUAUGUCCCCACGGUGAGGGACUAUCCAUCAGCACAUGCGGCCGAGGAGAGCAAGGUUCACGCACUGCAGGUGGCGAGGGUGCAGACUGCGUUUGACGUGAUAUGGCGGCAUUUUGGCCAGGCCGCAAUGCCAGACUGGUCCGAGACGUUUAAUCUGCUCAAGAGGAUGAUGACCAAGAGAAGCGAGCCGUCGAGCAUGGCGGCCAUGAGGAUUGUUCUGCCCAAGUCGUGGAAGCUGGAGCUGGAGAGCAAGAAGAUUGAGUUUGUGGAUUCCACGACGGGGUUGCUUGCAAAGCUGCGGGUUUCGUCGGAUCACCAGGACCCCUCUGCGAUUAUUUUGCGUGGAAAGAGCUCGGUGUUGGCGAAUGCGGCGGAGGAAUUGGUGGCUGCGUGUAAGGAUGUUGAGGUGUAUAGACUCGGAGAGGUUGCGGCGUUUGGCUACGAGGAGAAGCGACUAUGGCCCGCCAUCGAGGAUGCAGCGGAUGGAGGAUCGUUUAUUCCCGAGGACAAGCUCGAUAACAUAUGGGUGCAUCAAGAACAUCAGACCUACUGGAUCGAUACGCCGUACGAGCAGACUCCAAAGCCGGUGCAAUGGACAGUGGAGAAUCUGGACUUGUACAUUACGAUACUUGUUUGUGGCCGGCUGCGUCCACAUCUCGCCCUGCGCUACUAUGUAAGGCCAGAAAAAGACGGCACUUUUGUCGAUACGGAUGGCAUCAGAAUCAAGCUCAUCAUGGAUGCCCUCACGGACGACGGCGCCAGGGCAUGCAUCACACCGUCAAUUCUAAAGAUGGCCAUGUCAUUCAUGGCCCACAAGGGAGGCCAUCGAGCCGACGCAGAUCGACUGCUGACUUUGGCGGAGGAAUGGGGCAUUCCCUUGGACACGGAGGUUUUCAACAUCAUGCUUGAAGGCUACGUUACCAAACGUGACGUUUCCUUUUUCCACUGGCUGCUUCGAAAGAUGGAGCAGCGCUAUUUCCAACCCAAUGCUCGAACUUGGCUGUUGUUCCUCGAACUUGUUGAAAAGGAGAUUGAAAGAAGGCAGAUUAUUGUGGCAAUGUACGACUUGGGGCUAUUCCAAGACCCUGCUACCCGCAGAGGAAUCGCGAGGAUCAUGGCCACGCACGACGCCUACGUUGCGUUCAGGUCGGGGAAACGGCUUGACGCUUUCAUGGCGGAGCAAAAGUCGCGGUAUGGCGAGGACUGGUUCACGGCGGACGCCAUGAACAGCAUCUUGACAGAAUUCUUCCGGUUCCACGAACGGGACAAUCGCCGCUAUGACGAAUUUCGGAGCCUCAUCGAGAAACAGUCUGAGGACGGCCGCAAGAUUGGCGCCGAUACUAUCAAUCUGGUUCUGGAAAAAUGCCUUGCGUACAAGGACUGGGAUACCGCCAUCUGGGCGCUCACUAAGAUGCACGAGUCGGGGUGCGAGGCGGAUGCUUUGACGUACCAGUAUGUGAUUCGGCUGGCUAUUAGGAUGCAGCUGCCGCAUGCUCUCGGCGUGGCUGUCUUUUAUGCUGCGCUGGAGUAUAAGCUGAGGGAUCUCACGCGCGUGAUUCUUCGUCGGCAUCUUGUUGACCACGUCAAGGAUACGUUUUGGCUACGACAUAAACCGAAGCUGUUGUCGAAGGAAAUGGGACGCCUCCUCAUGAACCAAAAGGCACAGGGGAUGUCUAGAGUUGUCUCCCGUGUGGAAUGGGCUAUUAAUCAUGUUUGCAAGGGGUACAAGCCGGCGAAACCCCUUGUUGAACUUCUUGACAUUGCUCAGCGGACCAAGGAUUGGCCACUGAUUCUACGGCAUAGAUAUCCUCAGUCUUUCCAGUACGAGGGUGCUGAUGCUCCGACAGAUGAUCUGGCGAUUAGGAUGGAGAGUGAGGUAGCUGGGGGAAAAUCGAUGAAUGUGCAUUUAAACUGGCAUUUCGAUCCAAAGACUAUGGUGAAGAGGUGGAACGAGGAGAGGGAGAAGAAGUCCCAGGAAUGGCUUGACCGGAAUAGAAGGAAACCUAGCGACGAGCAAAAGGCGCCUCAGUCCAAAGGAAAUGCUUGA